Molecule: messenger RNA, 1197 nt
Organism: Ciona intestinalis (vase tunicate)
Lineage: Eukaryota; Metazoa; Chordata; Ascidiacea; Phlebobranchia; Cionidae
Source: RefSeq, a predicted model, not a curated record
GUUUUCUAAAAGAUUGCGAAAUAUAGGUCGGAAGAUAGGUAUUACUUGUAGAUAAUUUACUUACUAGGUCUAUAAGUGGACCUAUACUGGGACAUAGUAUUAACUAUUAAACUUUAUUUGGAUUAUUUUUGUUGGGAAAAUUUGUAAAGGAAUAUGAACGUGUUACCACUAUGGAAGAUACGGGAGGUCGCGGACAAAGUGACGAAUGUAGUGAUGAACUACUCGGAGGUUGAGGCGAGAGUCCGGGAAGCGACAAACGAUGAGGCGUGGGGGCCAUCGGGAACAGUGAUGCAGGAGCUAGCUCGGGAUACCUUCAUGUACGAGUGCUUCCCUGAAGUGAUGGGGAUGAUGUGGAAAAGGAUGUUGCACGAGGGAAGGAAGAGUUGGAGGAGGAUAUAUAAGUCUCUUCUCCUUCUGAUGUAUUUAAUCCGAAAUGGUUCAGAACGAGUUGUGACAAGCGCCAGGGAGCAUCUUUAUGAUCUUAAAUCCCUGCAAGACUACACAUGUCAUGAUGAACAUGGGAAGGAUCAAGGCAUCAACGUGCGCAAUAAAGUGAAAGACAUUAUUGCUCUCAUCCAAGACAAUGAGAGGCUCAGAGAGGAGAGGAAAAGAGCAAAGAAGACCAGAGAUAAAUACACAGGGUUCUCAUCUGAUGAGGCGAGGUUUUCAUCCAGAGGAAAUUUUUCGCCUCCCCCCUCGCCAAGAUCUGAUUCUCGGUACAGGAGAGGCAGUGGAUAUGACAAGCGUCGUGACACUCAAGAUUCGUGGCGUGACGCUGAUUCGUAUGAAGACAACCCCGGGAAAUCGCGUCGACAUAAUCGUAGCCCCUCCAAUUCAAUAGGGUACAGUGAUGACUCGGCUCCUUCUGACUCGGAAUCGAACAAUUACUCCAAAGUAAGUUCUUCUUCUAAUAAGUUCAGCGACCAAGCAGAAACAGUAACCAAAACCAAAACAACAAUGAGUACCAAAACUGAAAGAAGAACAACCAGAAAAGUUGACUUAGGAGCAGCAGCCACAUAUACAGGGGAUAACAACACAGCUGUUCCCACAAUAACUCCACCUGCUUCACAGGAUGCAGCUCCAGCUUCGAACAACGCAAACUUACUAAACGACAUUUUCAGUCCUACUUCAAGUGAAAAUACUGGAGACCUUUUAUUUGGUAAGUUGGUAAACAUAUUCUAAAUAUUUCCCAUAAUU